UUUGUACCCGGGAAGUGUCAUCAAUCAUUACUGGUAGCUGUCAUGGCGGCAGGGUCGUUUCCAGUGUCUCCGCACUUUCCCGGCUACCGGCCGUUUGACCCAGAGUCUGUGGGGCUGGAUGCUAGCUUCCGCCUCACCUCGUUCUCCGAGAUGAAGGGCUGAGGGUGUAAGGUCCCGCGGGAGACGCUGCUCAGGCUCCUGACGGGACUGGAAGAGGCUGGCGGGGAACCGGAGGCGGACCUAGGGGGACCCAAGCUGGGUAUUGGGAUGGAUUCAUGUGUGAUCCCACUGAGAUAUAGGGGGCUCUCGCUAGUGCAGACCACAGAUUUCUUCUACCCCUCUGUAGAGGAUCCCUAUAUGCAGGGCCGUAUAGCUUGUGCCAAUGUGCUGAGUGACCUGUAUGCGAUGGGCAUCACCGAGUGUGACAACAUGCUUAUGUUGUUGAGUGUUAGCCAGAAGAUGAGUGAAGAGGAGCGCGAGAAGGUGACGCCUCUGAUGAUCAAAGGUUUCCGAGACGCAGCAGAGGAGGGAGGGACGUCAGUGACAGGAGGACAGACUGUGGUUAACCCCUGGAUCAUCAUAGGAGGAGUAGCCACAGUUGUCUGCCAAUCAAAUGAAUUCAUCAUGCCUAACAACGCUGUGGCUGGGGAUGUCCUUGUUCUGACCAAACCUUUAGGGACUCAGGUGGCUGUGAACGCGCAUCAGUGGCUGGAAAUUCCGGAUCGGUGGAAUAAAAUCCGCCUUGUGGUUACCAAAGAGGAUGUUGAGCUGGCCUAUCAGGAAGCCAUGUUCAAUAUGGCUACACUUAACCGUACAGCCGCAGCCCUCAUGCAUACGUUUAAUGCCCACGCUGCCACAGACAUAACUGGUUUUGGAAUCUUGGGCCACGCUCAGAACAUGGCACAGCAGCAGAAUGCUGAAGUGAGCUUUGUCAUUCAUAACUUGCCCAUUAUCGCAAAGAUGGCCGCUAUCACCAAAGCCUGCGGCAACCGAUUUAACCUUUUGCAAGGAACCUCCCCAGAGACAUCUGGUGGCCUACUCAUCUGCCUCCCCCGCGAACAAGCAGCGCGCUUUUGUGCAGAGAUAAAGUCUCCAAAACACGGAGAAGGUCACCAAGCUUGGAUCAUUGGCAUUGUGGAGAAGGGCAACCGCUCAGCCCGCAUCAUUGAAAAGCCACGUAUUAUUGAAGUUGCCCCCCGGGGAGCUGGGACUAGCGACAACAGUACUGCAGCCAAUCUGGAUGCACCAUGCUAAAUAUAGAGGAAGACCAAGUAUAAUCUGAAUCAGAACUCAAUUGGUUUGUGUGUCUUAGUCAGAGCAACUGGAAUUAAAGAGAGUAUGAACCAGGAGCACCUGCUGGCUGGAACUCUGUUCUACUGUUUUUGAUCCUGAUAAUUCUGUUUUCAUGAUGGAGACUUGUAACGGGUAGGGGGCAUCAGCUGAGUCCUUUCUAGAUCCCCUCCUAUCAUGAGUCCAGAACUGAGCAGCUGGGUCUGCAAGUGUGGAGGGGAAAGGGUUGGGGAGUUAGGAUUUGAGCUACUGGGAAGCCCUCGUCUAUCCAUGACGCUACUUUUUCUAAAACCCGUGCCAGGGCUGGAAGUAGCCGAAUAUCUCAGAAGAGGGUAAAGACCAAAAUCUUCCUACUUGUUUUCAAUAAACAUCAUGCACAGUAGAAACAAA
Molecule: messenger RNA, 1680 nt
Organism: Bombina bombina (fire-bellied toad)
Lineage: Eukaryota; Metazoa; Chordata; Amphibia; Anura; Bombinatoridae
Product: selenide, water dikinase 2-like
Exons: 8
Biological process (GO): L-selenocysteine biosynthetic process
Cellular component (GO): cytoplasm
Molecular function (GO): ATP binding; selenide, water dikinase activity
Source: RefSeq, a predicted model, not a curated record